This is a messenger RNA of Suillus fuscotomentosus, 1305 nucleotides long. RefSeq lists its product as uncharacterized. Bases 1 to 1305 code for a protein of 434 amino acids. The record is from RefSeq and is a predicted model, not a curated record. The transcript is spliced from 4 exons. NCBI's taxonomy places the organism in Eukaryota, Fungi, Basidiomycota, Agaricomycetes, Boletales, Suillaceae.
AUGGCUCCUCGCUCCAAGUUCACUGCUGAGCAAGUUGAAAUGAUGGAGGAGUAUCGAGAUAAAUACCUUGAGUGUCAGGCAGUAGGUGAUUACACUCCGUUCUGGGCCCCUUUUUUCGAGGACUAUCAUGCCAGGUGGCCAGAGAGGGAGCAUCUCUUUCCUGAUGUCCCCCUUGACACAGAUCUCACGCCGGAACAAAAAGUCGUCAAUGCAAGUGUUGUGGAUGCGCGCAAAAAACAAUUGGUGCAUCGCUUCCAUAACACGUACGGCAAUUACACUGCAAAGCGCAAGAUGAAAGCACAGACAACAAGUUCUGUCGAGAAGAUGUUAGCAUGUCAAUCGAGCCUCAAAGGAACGCGAACAUUGCAGCCUGCUGAGGCUUAUUCCAAGUUAUACUACAAGACGCGUAUCAAACCUGUUGUUGACGUGGAAAUGAAGGUACUCAAGGUGGGGGCUAGUCUGAAUCCGAUGACAUCAGACGAAGAAGGUGACGCAACUAACAAUGUUGGAGGCGAUGUGAAGGAGACGUUACCUAAGAAGAUCAGGCUAUCUCUCAUAAAGAAGCACACACGUACUCUAUUCGCAAAUGAGACACCCGAGAUCAAGGCAGAAGUAGCUGAUUUUGUCAAGAAAUGGAGUGAAGGCCGCAAGAGGAGUUCGAGCGAGGACGAAGACAUUUCUUUCACUGAGAAUAUUGAAAAGCUACCUAAUGUUCUAGCUGAUAUAUUUGCGGGACUGGCCAAACAAACAGGCUGGGCCUUCUCUGUGUUGAUGGGCGGGCCUUCUCCAGGAAUGGGAGGGAAAAUUCAGGCUGAAAGUUUUCAUGUGGGGGAAACGGCGAUGGGAAAUGCAUUCAAUUUCGCUUACCCUGAUUUUAACGAACGCAUCAUGAAGCCAUAUGCAGAUUUUUUGAAGCAGGCCUUUCCUGAUGCAGCGGGGAAGGGAACGGCAGGUUCAUCAAGUCCAAGUCCCUCGCGGUCUAACCCCACUCAACUUUUCGAAGAUGCCGCGGGAUCCGCAACCACUACCUUGUCUCCGAUGCCGAUUAACUCCAGCAAUAUUCAUACAUUACUCCUUCCACUGAUGAGUCAGAUGACAACGUUCGAUGACCAGCAGUGCCAUCUCUUCUCUGGUCUCGACAUCUCUGGACCGGUCUCAUUGUUUGAGAAUGACGGACCCACUCUUCCAAACAGACAUACUCCUUCCACACCAAAGUCCUUGUUCAGCUUAGAGUUGUAUGACUCUGCCACUUUGGAUCGCAUGUCUAUGACAGACUUAUUGAAUGCACCAUUGGGUCCAAAUUGA